Molecule: messenger RNA, 327 nt
Organism: Echinococcus granulosus
Lineage: Eukaryota; Metazoa; Platyhelminthes; Cestoda; Cyclophyllidea; Taeniidae
Exons: 3
Coding region: 1-327 (108 amino acids)
Source: RefSeq, a predicted model, not a curated record
AUGUCAUUUGACGAGUGUCUUGAUGAGGCCAAGGCGAGACUAAUCAUGGUGGCUUUCGUAAAAUUUAACGAUGAGGAUUUCGAGAACCUUAUGGCCACACUUCAGGAAAUUAGCAAGGACUUCAAAAAGCUCAUUAUCCUCGCAGUCGACGCUACAAGAAAUCUUCAACUUGCGCGUGAUCUAAACGUUACCGCCUGUCCGACAUUUCUCUUCUUCCGAAAGCGUACUCUUCUCGGUAGACGCGUGACCACCAAGCCGACCAAGCUCAAGAAGGAUGUUGAGAAGUAUUCGAAAACCUUCAUCGCCUGCCCUCAGGAGCGCGAAUGA